CGCUCCGGUGGCCGAGCGCGGGGAAAAUGGCCACGGGGACAGACCAGGUAGUGGGACUCGGCCUCGUCGCUGUUAGCUUCAUCAUCUUCACCUACUACACCGCCUGGGUGAUUCUCCUGCCUUUCAUUGACAGCCAGCAUGUCAUCCACAAGUACUUCCUGCCCCGCAUCUAUGCCGUGGUCAUCCCCUUGGUCGCUGGCCUCAUCCUGCUACUGUUUGUGGGCCUAUUCAUCUCCUACGUGAUGUUGAAGAACCAGCGGACCAAGAAGACUCAGUGACAGCCCAGCAGGUGUGGGGCGGCCCAGUCCCUUCUCUGCCUUCCCUUAAGGCCCCAUCCUGGCCCGGCAGCCCUUCAAAGUUGGCUGUCGUACAGACAUUCCGAGGAAUGGAGCUGUUCAGGACUCCGCCCAACGGACCACAUACCCCUGCGAACUCUCCCAGGAGCUGGGAAGGAGGAAAACCCAGAAAUACUUCUUCUCACCCCUCUGGCUCAGGACCUAGAAAGGGCUACUCCUCCCCACCUCACCUUUUGACUCCC
This is a messenger RNA of Suncus etruscus (white-toothed pygmy shrew), 538 nucleotides long. It is a transcript of the gene DPM2, whose product is annotated as dolichyl-phosphate mannosyltransferase subunit 2, regulatory. Gene Ontology annotation, molecular function: enzyme regulator activity. Gene Ontology annotation, cellular component: dolichol-phosphate-mannose synthase complex; endoplasmic reticulum membrane. Gene Ontology annotation, biological process: GPI anchor biosynthetic process. Lineage: Eukaryota; Metazoa; Chordata; Mammalia; Eulipotyphla; Soricidae. The record is from RefSeq and is a predicted model, not a curated record. Bases 27 to 278 code for a protein of 83 amino acids. The transcript has 4 exons.